GGGGUCUCUCUGUGUGUUUGUGGGGUCUGUGGCUGCAGGAAGCGUUGCCUUCUGGGGACAGACCUCCUCAUCCUCUCGGCCGCUUUCCUCGUGGGCUUCAGCCGCAGAGCGGCCUCCUUGGAGAUGAUCCUGGUCGGCCGAUUCCUCUUCGGAGUCAGUGCCGGCCUCUGCAUGGCCAUCCACCCCCAGUAUGCAGGCGAAGUCUCCCCCAAAAGGCUCCGGGGAUUUGCCAACGCCUCAGUAGGCUUCUUCUGGUCCCUGGGGAAAUCCCUCGGCCAGAUUUUGGGCCUCAGGGAGCUCCUGGGGUCGGAGGGCUGCUGGCCGGUCCUCCUGGCCUUCGUCGGGGUGACGGCCUUCGUCCAGCUGCUGGCCCUGCCCUUUUUCCCGGAGUCACCCCCGUAUCUCUUGGUCCAGAAGCAGGAUGAAGGGACCUGCCUGAGAGCCAUGCAGCGUCUCUGGGGCCCCGGGGCCCAUGAAGAGGAAAUGGCCGCCCUCAGGGAGGAAGCAGCAGCAGCGGGAAAAGCCGGUGGGGCAGCGCUGGGCCCUUGGAGGAUGCUGAAGGACCCUGUCCUGCGGCCACAGAUGCGGAUCCUGGCGGCCGCCGUCCUCACGCUGCAGCUCUGUGGCAUCAACGCAGUCUAUUUCUACACUUUUGAGGUCUUCCGUGCCGCAGGAUUCGGGGAGGCCCUGAUCCCCUACCUCUCCCUCGGCAUUGGCCUCUGCGAACUCGCCUCGGCCCUCCUCUGCGUGCUGACCAUUGAACGGAUCGGCCGGAGGGCCCUGCUGUGGGGUGGCUGUGGGGCAAUGGCCGCAGCCCUUGGCCUCCUGGCCCUGACCCUCUCCCUCCAGAAAGAGCAUCGCUGGGCCUCCCAUGGCAGCCUCGCCCUCCUCUUCCUCUUCGUGGUCUUCUUCGGAUUGGGGCCCAAUGGAGCGACCAUGUCAGUCAUGAUGGAGAUCUUCAGCCAUUCGUUAAGACCAGCAGCCUUCGUGAUUGGCGGCUGCCUCAACUGGGCCGGCCUCUUUGUCAUUGGAAUAACCUUCCCAUUCGCUGUGGAGGCCCUGGGUCCUUUCUGCUUCCUCAUCUUCGCUGUUGUCCUGGUGGGAUCUGGAAUUUUCUUCUUCCUCUUCCUGCCGGAGACGAAAGGCAAAUCAGUGGCUGAAAUCACGGAAGAGUUCAAUGCGGAGGCAACACCAAGGAAGCCUCCUCUGAAAUGGAGGCUGGCCGCCGUUUUCAGGAAGCGCUUCCAGGAGGAUCCUUCUGUCUACUCCAGUUUCUGAAAUCGUCCAUCAGAUUCAUGCCCCAAAUCACUCAAACAGGUUCCCCAAAUAAUGAUCCCUGAGGAUUGCAGAAGAACUGUUGCAAAAGCAGAGUUGCGUUUAAUUUUCAUUUGGCAAGGAUGGGAAUUCGCUUCAUUGUUAGGGAAGGAAGAUUUUAAAGGACCGCAACAAAGCUUUGCUGUUGAUGCAAAAGUCUCUGCAUCCAGAGAGAGAGAGAGAGAACUUAUAUGAUAAAUAAGUAGAUAUUUAAUAUAUAAAUAUAGAAGCAGUAUGUUUUGUCUUUGCCUUCUCCAAAGGUGGAAAGUUCUGGUCAUUAAUCAUUUUAAUUGUACUGUUUUUAAUUUUGUCGGCCGCUUCGAGUCCCAGUUUUGAAGAAAGGAUGGGAUAUAAAUAAAUAUAACAACAAUAACAAUAAUU
This is a messenger RNA of Sceloporus undulatus (fence lizard), 1695 nucleotides long. RefSeq names its product solute carrier family 2, facilitated glucose transporter member 11-like. NCBI's taxonomy places the organism in Eukaryota, Metazoa, Chordata, Lepidosauria, Squamata, Phrynosomatidae. Gene Ontology annotation, molecular function: hexose transmembrane transporter activity. The record is from RefSeq and is a predicted model, not a curated record. Gene Ontology annotation, biological process: monosaccharide transmembrane transport. The transcript has 9 exons. Bases 124 to 1278 code for a protein of 384 amino acids. Gene Ontology annotation, cellular component: membrane.